Molecule: messenger RNA, 9802 nt
Organism: Nerophis ophidion (straightnose pipefish)
Lineage: Eukaryota; Metazoa; Chordata; Actinopteri; Syngnathiformes; Syngnathidae
Gene: mllt1a
Product: MLLT1 super elongation complex subunit a
Exons: 12
Coding region: 136-1917 (593 amino acids)
Biological process (GO): regulation of DNA-templated transcription
Cellular component (GO): super elongation complex
Source: RefSeq, a predicted model, not a curated record
GUCUGGACGGGGAGGGGAAUCGUCUGCCUUCCGCUUCUCGGCUGGAUUGACACACAAUGAGGAGCCGAGGCAGGGUGGACGCUCCACAAACGCCGCCGUAAAUAAAUACAACAACCACUUGAGGCCGGGAGAAACAUGGAGAAUCAGUGCACAGUGCAGGUGAAGCUGGAGUUGGGCCACAGAGCUCAGCUGAGGAAGAAGGUAACAUCAGAAGGUUUCACCCAUGACUGGAUGGUUUUUGUUCGAGGGCCAGAGAAUGGCGACAUCCAGCACUUUGUAGACAAGGUUGUCUUCCGCCUGCAUGAGAGCUUCCCAAAACCUAAGAGAGUAUGCAAGGAGCCUCCGUACAAAGUGGAGGAGUCAGGCUACGCAGGUUUCCUCAUGCUUAUUGAGGUUUACUUCAAAAACAGGGAGGAGCCAAAAAAGGUGUGUUUCAACUAUGACCUAUUCCUAAAUCUGGAAGGAAACCCACCGGUCAACCACCUUCGCUGUGAGAAGCUCACCUUCAACAACCCCACCAAAGAUUUCAGGAAAAAGCUGAUCAAAGCUGGAGGGGUACUGGUGGUUCCAGAGGUGGCUGAAGCGGUGUCAAGGCCUAGUCCAGACUACCCAAUCCUGCCCACCAUCCCCCUCUCAGCAUUCUCAGAUCCCAAGAAGACCAAGUCCUCUCAUGUGUCAAAGGAACCCAGCAAAGAAGGGGGCGGCGGUAGCAGCAAAGGGGUCAAACCGCACAAAAUGACCAAGGAGCACCGUGAAAGACCCCGGAAAGACUCUGAGAGCAAAGCCACAUCAAAAGGGGAUACUGACAGAGAUGGAAGCAGCAAGAGCGUACGCGGCGAUUCCUCAUCUUCGUCUUCGAAAAAGCCAUCAGAUAUCAAAGUUAAAGACGAAGUAAAAGUCCCACCCAAGGCAGCCUUUAAGGAGCCCAAGCUCACCUUGAAGGAGUCAAAGAUGGAGGGCAUGUCUCCGAAAGGAGGCGGGGCUGGGAGUGGAGGUGGUGGUGGUGGGGGAGGAGGAGGAGGAGGAGGGGGUCCUGCAGAAUCCAAAGCCCCUGGAAAAAGACCCUCCACUGUGGAGUCUCCCAAACCUAGUGCCAAGAAGCAGAAAAAAAGCAGCUCUGAGGGGCCAAAAGGCCAAACUGGUGGUUCUUUCACUGGUUCCCCUCGUGUUUCCUCGUCGUCUACCACUAACCAGCCCUACGCGGAUAAGAAACACUCCAAGGAAAAAGGUCGCUGGGCAAAAGGCAAAAAUGACACACAGGAUUUGAAGGAGCCGAAAAAACUUCCUGAGUCUGAAGAGUCCAAUUCAGAUGAUGAAGCCUCUUCAAAUUCCGAGCAAUCAGCGCCUUCUAACCCUUCGAACUCAAGUUCCAGCUCAGACUCCAGCUCUGACUCAGACUUUGAGCCGGUACAGAAAGAAGGAAAAGGUCCCCUGCGAUCCAUGGUGGAAAAUACCGAGUUGGAAGAGUCAGACGAUGACGACAGCAGCUCGGAGGAGGAGACCCCUGUUAAGACUAACCCCCCCAACCGUGACUCUCGACUCAGCCUGAACAGCGAGAGUGACAGCAGUGACGGCUCGCACCGCCCCAGUCGAGACCCUGCGCCACCCCCACAGAAACACGGCUCCUCCAAUAACAAAGUGUCAGGCAGAAAGAGUCCAGACUCUUCUUUCCGUUCUGAUAAGGUGUUGAAGAAGGGAUACGACAAGGUAGGAAGGGCCUACACAGAAGAAUUAGUUGACCUCCAUCGCAGACUGAUGGCUUUAAGAGAACGUAACAUCCUACAGCAGAUUGUCAACCUGAUCGAGGAGACGGGCCACUUCAACGUGACCAACACCACCUUUGACUUUGACCUCUUUUCACUGGACGAGUCCACCGUCCGCAAACUACAGAGCUACCUGGAGGCGACGGCCACGUGACAGCGAGCGGCGCGGACAGCUGAGGAGGAGGUCGCGACGUCUCCCCGAGGAGACCGGAGGCCAGACUGAAUCACUGAACAACAACAACAGACACACAAACAUUGCGCAGGAACCAAGAAGCACACACACGAAGAUGCUGCACCUUCACAUGACGCCGGCAAAGGAGCAGCAGUGAAGAGGAGGAAGGCGUGAUCGAGAGAGUUGAAACCGGAAGUGUACUCCAUCUACCAGAUUUUUCUUUUGUGCAGACCUGUAGAAUGCACCCCCACUCUCUCCUCUUUGCACUCAUGCUGCUUUCCUCUAAACCACACCUCGUCCUCCUGGCCCCAAUUUACACUCCUUACUGGGCAGAUCACUCCACCCUGAGCUGGAUGUUGUCUUCAUCAUGACUGACUCGUCUUCUCGGCACAAAAAGUCAAUGCAUGGCUCCCAUUUUCACACUGAACAUGUCACACGAGUGCGUUUGGAUGACAUUUCUCUGCUGUCCCGACAUCUGAACACACGUUUUCCCCUUGCACUGAAAACUGAGUCGUGACCUCCCGCCAGCAGCCACCCUCCUCCUCGAUUAUCUCCAUCCCUCCUCUGCAGCCUCCCACGUUGGCGUGCACCAAAGGGCUCUGCCGCUGGCUGCCGCCGGCCACUCCUGAAUUGCCUUCCGGUGGCGUUCAAGGUGGGCUAGCAAACAACACAAAGUAGCCAUAUUCGUCUCCCGGGAAUCCAAAAAUAAGGAAAAGUAGGGGCCAACUUUUCCCUCUCCCCCUUUUUUUACAUUUUAUUUUUCUACAAUUGUCUUUGUUUCUACUCCCGGAUUUGCGGUAAAUGACCUGUGAGCUAUGAAUGUAUAUGGCUUUUAUUUUUCUACGCCCAGCAACAAGCCCACUCUAGUGCCUUUCUGCAGCGUGAGGUGGGUGUUCCACAACCCCCUGCUCGCCUGGGCGUGGGGCGGCAAGUGUUAAGUGGGCUGCCUGAAUAUCCAGUAUUGUCUUAAUGGCUUCCUUUCUCUUCCUCAGUGUCCUUGUAGGCUGUUGACCCCUCCACUUAGCGUCCCUUAUUAUCAUCAUUCCUGUAGGAACCGUAGAAUGUUGAACAGGUGAUCACGUUUUUGCUUUCUGCCGCUAGAUCAGUGUUUUUCUUGGCGGUAGGGGGGGUACAUUAUCUGACUUAGCUGUAGUAAUUGUUGGUUCGGGCUGCUGUGUGACGGACAUUUUAAGGCUCCGGGAUAGUAAACAGCAAUGAUCUCCUUGCUGGAGAUGUGCAGUGAGUGUGACGACUUAAAACGGUCUCGUUAAAGCCAGAGCGUGGGAGUCAUCUUCAGCACUGCUAAAAUGAUGCAUCUUAAACAGGCCAGCGAUAACGUAGCUAAAGAAGAGUUGCCCGCUAGACUUCCUCUGCUUAUACUCGGGGUCACAUACACAACAAAAUGUCUAAGUAGUCUAAUAACACACGUUGCAACUCAAUCCGUUUUUUAUUUAUGCCAACUUUUUCUCACCACGCCACCAGAAGCAUCAGACCAUAUUAUACAUGCACAUGGUGAUUUAAAGGGAACUCCCACUUUCCAAAUACAUAUUCUUUGCUUAAAAUAUAGAGGCGGCCCAAUCCGGGACCGAUAUCUGCUUCCAUGGGAAAUCUCUGAUACAAGUAGUCGAGUAACACGUUUAAUUGUGGAAGGCCGAACAGCCAGUUAACAUCUAAAUGUCCUCCAAUAAGAACACAAAGUUGAUAUUUCCUUGUAUUUUAGUCAAGUCAAUUGCAAAUGGUGAACACGGUAGGGUACUAGGAGUUAGCAGCUACACAACAGCUAAGAUAGACGUACAAAAUAAGUGUUCUUAAUUGAACAAUAUUGCGGUCUCAAUGGAAAUAAGUAUCAACUAAUCAUGGUUGCAUAUUACUUAUAAAUAACCCUAACCCAAGCAGAAGCGUAUCCAGUUACACACGUGUCUGCAACAUUCAACUUGUAUCAUUGUGACGGCCAGAUGUCACCCAAAAACAUAUUAGCACUCCACUUCAAAAGCAUAAGGUUAGUGUUUUUCAUACCUACCAUUGUUCUUUGAGUAAUUUCACUUCAUCAAACCUUUAAUAUUCCACUCUACGAAAUGUUAAUAGUAUGUACGAAUAAUUUUCGCUGAUAUAUUAGGAUAAUAUCAGUAUCUUAUCGGAAAAGGAAAAAGUUGUAUCAAAACACCCCUACUUAAAAACAGUGUUUCCCAUACAUACAUUUAUUUGUAACGGGCUACAAAUAGAUUUUGCACGAGCCUAUCCACCCUAAUAAACACUUGAUGGGGGCAGUCUGUACUCUGUAUAAUGUAUAAUUAUAAUGUGGCUCAUCCGUAUAACUUCACACAAUAAGUGGCAGUAUUCAUUUUAACUCUGCUUUUUGAUACAGAUGUAUCUCAAUAAAUCAGAUUAUAUUGUCACUACACACACAGUGAAAUAUUUCAGCAAAAAAUGUAUUCAUGAUUUAUAUGAUUAUAGCUUACAGCAGGGAUAGUUCAGCCAGCUGCUCAUUUUUGUUUUUUUGUUAGCUUCUGACUAAUUCAACAUACUGUAAUUUCCGGACCAUAGAGAGCAGCCAAACAUAAGUCACACAAACCUACUUUUUGGCCAAAUUUUGUUUUACACAUAUUUUGGCCGCACAAGUCUCAUUGAAUAACCCACAGGUAUACAUAUUGAAACAUUACAUUUUUACACAUGUGCUUAUGUUUAUUCACAUAUGUAACUAAAGACCAUGCCUGUAACAUGGCAUACUUCUCAAGCUGCGCGCUCUAGCUGAUGACUUUGUUUUCUUCGGCAUGCGCCGGUCGGGCCUUAUCUGGCCCAUAAGUAGUGGAUUUCUAUUCAGUGCAGCGGCUGUUUCCUUUUUCGAUCGCUGAGUCGAUCGUCUUUGGCGUUAGGGCUGCGUCUUGUGCAUUUCAUUGUUUCUUAUCUAUGAUGAGGGUGAGUCCAUAACGUGCUAAAUAGCUGACUGACUGACCUGUGUGAGUGUGUUUAAUUUAAUAUGAACAAUUUCAGUGGUCUGAUGGGACCAGGCUAAAUUCAUUGGCAACAUGUGAAGCUUGUGAAUAUUAAAAAAUGCAUAAAUUAGCGACAGCAUUAUAUAAAGCAUAGGGUUCAAAAUAUGGGGAAAAAGUUGCGUCUUAUUAGUACAGACAUUACUGUAAUUCAUUAAUAAUAAUCUAUAUUAGUGAAUAUUACACUAAUUUGUUUGUCUUACUCAAUAUCACACAAAUUUUCUUUGUCAAGGAUAACCCUGAGUUAAGAUGUGGAUGUUUUUAGCAUAUACUGUACUUGACCUACAGUACGUUGGUACAAAAUGUACCAAAGUGACUCCUGCAUCAAAGAUUAACAUUGUAAAAUCAGGGUUGCUCCGAUCAGGGUUUUAUGCUGCCGAUUCUGUCAUGAGUAAGAUCGGCUGAUAUCGAUCAUAUGUAAUAACUGUACAGUUUUCCAUUUAUUUAUGGCGAGUGCUAUUGACAGUUUUAACAGUCCCCUUGUGUCCAGGGAAUGAAUCCCUGAAUUUGUAAACAUUAAAAAAAAAUGACACCAAAAAAAGGGGUCUCUAAUUACUCUUGUAUCAGAUAUAUACUGAUACUACCUCUGGUAUCGAUGCCACCAAUUUAUGGGUCGAUCAGCCCUCCUCUUACGUGUCGUAUACUGACUGACAAUGCCGACACACCAACAGUUGUAAUGUUAUUGUCUUUAUAGACUGUUAUUAAUGUACCUGUUAAUAUCUGCUUACUUUCUGCUGUAACGUGGUUCCAUCUACACUUCUUAAACUUUACUAAGCACUUAUUCCUUGGUGUUGUUUACAUCUAGCUUAGCGGUUAACUUAGAUUUUAGCAUGCCUGCUCCUGGCUUGCUGUCGAUGUGUAACAUGUUUAGCCUCAUCCUCCAUAAAGAGACUUAAGAAACUAGAAAUUGCAGUUUUAUUUCCAUAAUGGAGGUGAUUAUUAUUCAUUUAGGGGAGACGCAUAAUUAAUUUGCUGCAAGCCACUUGUCAGCCCGGGGACCAAAAAUAAAUAGUUAGAUGAGAUUGGUGCUUGUGAUCGGCAUUGAAGGGAAACUGCACUUUUGGGGGGGGGGAAUUUUUCCUAUUAUUCACGAUCUUUAUGUAAGAAGAGAAUAAAUGUUUUUUUAUGUAUUCUAAGUGGUUAAUAAAUGCGUGAAAAAUUCUGCUUACAAUAGAGUCAAUUGGAGUUGCUCUAUUCCGCCUAUAAAGCGCUCCAAAAUAGUUUCAUCCUUUUAUAUACACACUAAGAAUAUAUGUAAUGUAGUAACAGGCACAUUCAUAGAAACGUAAUAUUUAUGUAUUUUGCUUAUUUUAAACAUGCGGUGGUGCAUUAAUUUCGUACACAUCACGUUUGCUUUAUCAUUCGACAACGUCGUUGAUCGCUGCUCACUGUAGACUUCAUGAGAACCAACAAACGUAAUCAAACAUGACUUACUGUACAAUGUCUGCUGUCACUGGGAUGCCAACUGUUCAAAUAUUCCUGUUUAGAUGAAGAAAUAAUCAUAGUCCUCGCAAAGUUUAAACAAAGGGGUGGGUGCAAACCAGCAUAUUUUUCGCCAUCCCUGGGUCUAAGUUGGCGGUCAGAGUUGACCAACUUCUCAGUUUAAUGUCCACAUCAUUUUAUUCUCAGGCUGAAAGGCAUGAUUUAUAAUCUGGAUUUAACUUCCAUGAGCUUUGAUGCAAGAAAGUAUGUGAGGAUGUCAAUACAGCAGCAUAAGGACGUUGCCUCUCCUUAAUCAAUCCGCCGCUAAAUGUAGGUCCUUAUCGUUAGCACUUAUAAUAACAAUAUCGCUAACACAUGGUAAAUAUUUGGGUCACAAAAUGUAUAUGGAGGAUUGUUGGUGCUUUUUGGAUGGUCAUUUAUUUGGUUUUAUGGUCUGUAUAGACACAAUGACAUCAUGGCUCUCAAUUGGAAGCGGACUUGGUAACACUUUAGUACGGGGAACAAAUCCAUCCAUCCAUUUUCUACUGCUUGUCCCUUUUUGGAGUCACGGGGUGUGCUGGAGUUUAUCUCAGCUGCAUUCGGGCGGAAGGCAGAGUACACCCUGGACAAGUCGCCCAUUCACCAUUAAUUAGUUGCUUAUUAACAUGCAAAUUAGUAACAUAUUGGCUUUUAGUCAUUAUUAAGUACUUAUUCAUGCCUUAUUCUGCAUGGCCAUAUUAUAUAACCAGUAAGCCGGUAAAUAAGAGUCUACCUUAACCUCAAAAUUAUUGCUUAUUAGUCACCCUACACUGCAAAAAGUCAGUGUUCAAAAACAAGAAAAAACAUUAAAAUGAGGGGUAUUUUACUUAAACUAAGCAAAAUUAUCUGCCAAUAGAACAAGAAAAUUUGGCUUGUCAAGACUUUGCAAAACAAGCUAAAUUAGCUAACCUCAAUGAACCCAAAAAUACCCUAAAAGAAGUAUAUUCUCCCUAAUAAGUGCACUUUUCUAGGUAGAAAAAAAGAGAGCUUUUUGCUCAAUAUGUUGAAAAAUAUUCUUAAAUGAAGUAAAUGCUAGUGCCAUUACCUUGACAUAACGAUAUGCGCUUGGCAUCACGAUUUUUUUUUUUUUAUGCUUGAAGUAAGAAAUUAUUACUUUAAAAAAGCAGUUUUAUACUUGCGAGUGUUGAUAACACAGCUUUGCAACAGCUGAUAUUCCAGUUUCAAGCAUGUUUUACUCAAUAUAGGUCAGGCCUGGGCAAUUAUUUUGACUCAGGGGCCACAUUUAGAGAAAAAAAAUAUGUGUCUGGGAGCUUGUAUAUCUAUUUUUAGGCACACUAAUACAAAACUUUGCAAUAAUGUCUGAUUGAAUGCUAAAAACGUUAUGUUGAAAAAUAUUCUUAAAUGAAGUAAAUGCUAGUCCCAUUACCUUGACAUAACGAUAUGCGCUUGGCAUCACAAUUUUUUUUUUCAUGCUUGAAGUAAGAAAUUAUUACUUUAAAAAGUGGAUUUACACUUGUGAGUGUUGAUGACACAGCUUUGCAACAGUUGAUAUUCGAGUUUCAAGCAUAUUUUACUCAAUAUAGGUCAUCAAAUCUCAGCAAAAAGCUGUAAUAUCUUACUGAGAUAAUUUAGAACCAAAACACUUAAAACACGUAAAACACUCUGACAUAAAAUCUGCUUAGUGAGAAGAAUUAUCUUAUCUGACAGAAAAUAAGCAAAUAUCACCCUUAUUUGAGAUAUUUCAUCUUACUUAGAUUUUAGUUUUUACAGUGUAACCCUUACAUGUUCCCCUAGUGUCCAAAUAACUCUAAAUUAGGUCUUUGUUACUUUAAUAAGCAAUUAAUUAAUGGUGAAUAUGUUCCCAAUACUAAAGUGUUACCGCAGACUUUUAUUUGUCUUUAUUUACGACUUAUAAUGCACUAAAAAAAGAAAAGCAUGUGUGUUCUGUCUCUCCAGGACUGUGAAUUAUAGGCAAAAUUCCCCCCAAAAAGUGCAGUUUCCUUUUUAAAACAUAAAUCGGCCAAAGCCGAUCACAUACUUUAACACAAAAAUUGGCACAACCCAAUGUGAAAUAUUAAUAUCAGCAAAUAUAGUCUUUAAUUGGCCUCCUAGAAUGAAAUGUCUUGCCAUGCACCUGUAUUUGAAGCAAAACAAUAAGUUAGCAGAACGAGAACAUUAAAUACAUCGCCGAUGUUCGCACAUACGAGUAAAAAUAUGACGCAAAUCCACCAUAUUUGAAGCUGACGAUUUACCAGACUGGUUUCUGUGCUGAGCGUAGAGAUGUGUGUACACGACUCACACAGCAGCCCGCUAAGGUACACACACACACACACACACACACACACACACACAUCCAAGGAGCCCAUCGCCGCUCUGCCUUUUGUGUAUUUAUUCUGACGUUUGUGUUAGCUUUAAUACUUGUGUGUGUGUGUGUGUGUGUGUGGGACGCUGUACAUACUCCUGUUUGUAAAACGCUGUAUGAGGAAAAGGACUGAAAACACACACCUGGAGUCUCAACCUGGACCUGCCGCCUCGGUGUGCCUCUUGUCGACGCAACCUCUCUCUCUCCCUCUUGCUUUGUGUGGUCGUCCUCGUUAAUGACCUUUGACCUUGUGACCAGCCGCUCGUUGUAGUAGGGGGGUGGAGACCCAAAAGAAGCCCACUGUCUACCCACAUGUUUUAUUUAUGGACCUCUGCACUUUUGGCUGUGACGACUUCAGUACUUAAUAGUUACCUAAACUGUAUUUUUAAGGAUUUUAUACAAUAUUUACAUGCAAUAUGAUAUUCGGUUUUUUGUUGUCUUUUUUGGUCAACUUUUAUUUAAUUGUCUUGUAUUUUGGCAUGUUUCGUCACUCAAACAAGCUAUUUUCAGGCCUAAAUUGUUCCCUGUAUUUUAUUUUAUUUUAUUUUAAACGUACGUGAUGACAGCUGAGCACCGCCAGGAAGCAGGUGCCACAGAUGUUUGCUGGAUGACCUCAACCUAAUCACACUGUCUGCCUCCAGUCGCAAUAACUGGACUAGAGCGAGGACGCCACACUUUUGUUCAGGGAUCAUAGACAUCUGUGCCCGUGCGGCCUAAAUGCUGCAGAUGCAUCAUAGGAAAGAAUGAGUUUGCAUCUUUACGAAACAAAACGUUAAGAGUCCACAUGUUGACGUGGGACGGGGGGGCAGGGUGUGUCUGUGACAAGGAGACAGGGUUGCCCGUAUUUAUGAAGGUUAUUUUGCCUUCGCUGGGGUUGCAUGGGGGGGGAAGUGGGGCUGCGAGUUAAGUGGCAUCGUCCAACCAACUACAAUCGACUCCGUUUGGUAUGUUUGCAAAAGAAGAACUCGGCAUUGGAAUGCCACCAUGUGGCCAUAGGAUGCAAGUUGUUGACAUGGAUGGAAAAAAACAUGUUAUUUUAUUGUUAUUUUUUAUUUUGGAAAGCAUAUUAUCAAUAAAGUCAUGAAGUACUGUU